Messenger RNA from Prorocentrum cordatum, 446 nucleotides. NCBI's taxonomy places the organism in Eukaryota, Dinophyceae, Prorocentrales, Prorocentraceae. The record is from the annotation of a GenBank genome assembly.
GCCGAAACGCGCACCUCUCGCAGUUCGCGCGCAGGGCCAACUUGGGGCUGGAGGGGCGGCGCAGUCUCGCCGGUGCGCCGCUGCUGACGCGGGCCUGUGCGGAGGCUCGCCCAGCGCAGGGUUUCGCAGAGCAGCGCACGAAAACACCUGGCCUGCUGUCGUGCGUCCAGGUCGGCGAGUGGGUGGACGAGUCCGACGAAACGAACCAGGAGCUCGCCGCCAUCAUCGACGGCAUCAUCACCAGCGGUGGAAGCAGCAGCUUCUGCUCAAUAUCCGAAAUCUUUGACGUCUGCAUGACCCUCCAACAAAAUCAUAGGAGACAUGCCAAGGAAUGUGGGCCACAACAGCACCAACUGCAUAAGUCCGCCGAGGAGGCAGUGGCCGCUGAGAGGGCCAACCGGGGGCCGCUUCCAGGGCCGAUUGGAAGCCCUCCGAGCGGCAUGUAG